GUUCCGCAGCAAUCGACGGUUUUGUCUUCGCUGUCGGAACCUUUUGGUUUGUGCUCCAGUCGUGUUAAAAUGCUGCUGUUAAACAGGGUUUCCUUGUCGUUUAAAAGUUUGAGAAAAGUACCAGCCCGGCGCUGGCAUCAUACUAGUUUGACAAAUGACCUCAUUAACAACCUGGACAAGAAAGCAACAUGGGAUAGAUUUUACACAGAAAACAGCAGGAAAGGGCAAUUCAAGAACUUUGAGUGGUUCUUUGGCUUUCAUUCGGUCAAAGACUACAUCCUGCCUCUGCUGCAGUCCAUGUCUGAUACUCCUGCACCGAUACAUGUUCUCGACAUUGGCUGUGGCACCUCAGCAUUGGGGCCUGCUAUCUACACACACUCUCAAUGUGCAGUGAAGGUCACGUGUGCUGAUAUCUCUCCAGUGGCAGUGCGGUUAAUGCAGGAACAUGUUGAAUGUACACCAGUGCAACCCUGCAACCCCGCCUCCACCCUCAUCUUCAAAGAAAUGGACUGCACAGAGCUGGAAGGACACUUUGAGCCCAGGAGCCUGGCUUUGAUAGUAGACAAAGGUACAACAGAUGCGCUGGUAAGGUCCGAGGAAGGGAGAACAAAAGCUGGUCAAAUUGUACAGCAGUGCCUAACUGUACUGAGACACUCGGGGAGCUUGCUGCAGUUUUCCGAUGAAGAUCCUGAUGCCAGGCUGCUUUGGCUGGAGAAGGAGAGUCAAGGUUCAGAGGUGGCAGCUGAUGUAUCAGUACACGAAGUUGGAGAAUUAAGAGGGGUCACUUACUUCUGUUACCAAAUAACUCCUUAUACAGCCCAAACACUGACAACUUGAAUGUUACUCUGUUUGGCAAGUGUCAUUUUGCUUUGUGUAAUUACAUUUCUCCACGUUACAUUACUACUGAUCGUCAUUAUUUCAGUAUUGUUUGACCAUCACUGUACACCGUCAGAACUAGGGGUACAGUAGGAGUCCAUUUUUGUCCACCAAGGUACAAUCUACACUAAUGUACCCCUUAGGGCUCAUCAUUGGACCUUAAGGUACCUUUUUAGGGCUGGGCCAAAAAGUUACAUGUGCCCAAGCAGUACCGUAUAUAAAGGGUACAAAUAAGUACCUUAGAGGGUACUGCCCCAGUGACAAGCCCUUGUACCCCUAAAGGUACAGUAAUGUACUUUGUUUUCUGAGAGUGUAUAUCUUGAUACCUGUGAAAUCACACCCACCGGAAGUACAAAUAAAGAUUGCUUU
Molecule: messenger RNA, 1245 nt
Organism: Neoarius graeffei (lesser salmon catfish)
Lineage: Eukaryota; Metazoa; Chordata; Actinopteri; Siluriformes; Ariidae
Gene: cskmt
Product: citrate synthase lysine methyltransferase
Exons: 2
Coding region: 70-837 (255 amino acids)
Source: RefSeq, a predicted model, not a curated record